Molecule: messenger RNA, 3283 nt
Organism: Struthio camelus australis
Lineage: Eukaryota; Metazoa; Chordata; Aves; Struthioniformes; Struthionidae
Source: RefSeq, a predicted model, not a curated record
AUGCAGAUCAACAUCCAGCCCUGGAGGAGCGUGUCCCUGUGUUACCAAAUCCAAUUCCUGCUUCCAGGUGUUCUGGCGCUCUGGGCCCUAAUCACGCAUGUGAUGUAUGUGCAGGAUUACUGGAGGACCUGGUUAAAAGGGCUGAGGUUCUUCCUCUUCAUCGGGAUCCUCUUCUCAGCUCUCUCUGUGGUGGGAUUCUGCACAUUCCUUGUUCUGGCCAUCACCAAGCACCAGUCCCUGACUGAUCCCAGAAGCUACUACCUGUCAUGUGUCUGGAGUUUCAUCUCCUUGAAAUGGGCCUUCCUGCUCAGUUUGUACGCUUACCGGUACAGGAAUGAGUUUGCAGACAUCAGUAUCCUUAGUGACUUCUAAUGCUUGGACUUAACCCUGUCUGAAGGUGCUGAAUGUUUGAACUGGCCCCCAAAGGCAUGGUACACGCAAGAGAUCUACAAGAGGCGAAGCAGGAACCCACCCAAUGCAGCUUGGUUUGUCUCUCUGCAGUAGGGAUUUUUCCUAAUUGCUUUUAUUCAAACAUUUAAAGUUUGGCUAGUUAUGUCAACCUAGUGUUUCUGUAACUUUCCUGGGAGUCUGUGUGUCUGGUGGUGAGUUGAAAGACUCCAUCUGCAUAUGCACAGCAAGCUUAGAUUCACUCUUGGCAUUGCCUUGUUGUUAAAGCCCAGGGAAGCUUUCAGGUGGGGAGGAAAUUCUAUCCCCACCAGGAGCUGUAGGUUAAUACCUUGUGGAUGCAGCACCUGGACAUUUUGUCCUAGUGAAUGAAUCACCAGCUUGCUCCAGGUGGGUGCCCCAGAUGUGUGUAGCAAAGAACCCCGCUGUGUGAAAGUCAGUUCCUUUUGCACUGCUCUGUUGCUCACAUAGAAAGGGAGAGAAGACUCUUCUUUUGUGGUAGGAAGUCUCUAGGUACCUUCCAGCCAGUACCGUCUAUCUUUUAGUAUUUUCUUUUUACACAUUGGGCUGAGAAUAAUAUACAAGUUCACCUCUCUCCUGUGGUCCAGGCCAUGCAUUACUCUGAGCCCAAGGGGAUGGGCCAGCAGCAGGAGGCAUCAGUCAUCUCAGGGCUCUGUCAGAGAUGGAGAACACGGAUGAACAAAUGUGAUGCUGGAGACAAACGUUAGCUGAGCCUAUCAGGGUUGCAUUGCACUAGCUGCUAAUCCACGAUCAUUUAAAAACUUAAUAUCUAAGACAGUACUUAAUAUGAUACUCUGUGUGAAUCUGUGACUAAUACAGUAUUUAAUGCUGAAAUCUGUGGCAAGUAGUCAGGCAUUUGGGUGGAAGAUGUGCUGGGUAAGGGCUUGCUUAUUUGAUCCUCAGAAGAAACAUGAACGUGAUUCUUCCAAAGGAGUCUCGUCAUGAUAGUGCUGUGUUUCCUUUUCUUUGCUCAGCUUUCCUGUAGCAGUGAGUGGGAUGAGACAGGAGAGGAGACAUGGUACUUAAGAAAAGAUAUUCAUAGCCAGCUUCCAGCAAGUCUUUGUACAAGAGUGUCACCAGCAUAAUGCAACCAUACCUAAGUUGCUGGCCUCUCGCACAGUAAAUUAAGAGGUGGCAGGUCUUGUGUUCAUGGCUGCUGUGCUGGAACUAGCUGUGCUUUAUUGGCGUGUCUCUCUCCUGAUCUCAGUGAAGCCUUCUCUCUGCAAUUCAGCAGUGCACAGGGCUGCUCUGGCAAACUUAAAAUUUGAGUGGAUCGAAUGACCUCUUUAAUUCUUGUGUUUUACUCCCUGCCAGCAACUACCCUGGAAAGCUUGAAACCUACAGGCAUUUACAUCUUUCCCUGUUAACUGAACAUGCUUUCAGACCAGGACAGCUAAGGGUUUUGGGCUGUUGCUCUGGCAGAACUGAGGCCAGUGUGUUGUGCACUUGGGCGCAGUUAUCCUGCCACUUCUCUAGGUGCUGCUGGAACCUUCCCUGAAGUGCCUUUUUGGCAAACCAUGGCAUAGGGCAGGUAACAGGACCUGCUCAGGGCUUUGUGACAAGAGAGGUGUGAGUGGGAGGUCCUAUGUGCUGUGUUGUUGACCUAGCUUUCUCUCAUACCAUACAAAACUGCCAUUCUGUUUUCUGUGCAGUUGUCUACUGGGGAGUAUCUAGACAGUCCUUCCUGUUAUCUUGUCCUAGCUGUGUGCUCUGCCCAUCUUGCAUUCCUAACUUAGCUGUGCUUAAAUCUCUUUCCACACUGUCAAAGGCUGCAUCCACACCUUCACUGAUCUAUGUUUUGGUUUGGUAGGUGAGCGAGUCAAGCACAUAAUAAUUUAGCUGAGCUACUGAGGAGACAUUGGAAGUAUUUGACAACCUCUGAGAAUCUUUCUGCUCCACAACACUAUCAAGUGAAUUAACUAGGUCAAGGAGUAUCUUUUGGGUCAGUGCAUGAACUGAGAUCAUAGCCAGCUUUUGCCAGGGGCAAGUUUCCGGAAACAACAGGGGACCGGCUCAAGUCACUAAACCCAGAUAAAAGCCGUAUACACGAAAUGCGCUUACUUACAGGAUUAAUACUCAGGCUUUUAAAUACUAAUAUCUCCCUUACCACUGACGUCAGCCUGCCAGCAUGCCUGACAGGAGAUGGAAUAGCUGAUCUUGCUUCUCUGCCCAAAGCCGUGGCACCCACUGUAGAGUUUGCAAGUGUUUUUAGCAUAGAUAGUUUCACUAAGCCAUCUCUUGUCUUAUGUUUCCACCACAUGACACUGUCCAUGCAUUUGCUGUCCAGGUGCAGGUGCCAGCUAUAAUCAGACUGUGCCACACUUGAGAUGCAGAAAUCCCAGCACUGCUCUCAGUCUGGUAGAGCUCUGCUCUUGCCAUACGGCAAAAUAUUGUCCCUUUCUAUCUCUAAAUUAGAGUGCAGAGCCCUCCUCUCUGAACUCCACUGGCAUCUGCUAGCAGCACAUUAGGGACUCCUUUCUUGGGCAUGUGUCUAAACCGUCAUAUCAGCUCACCCUGGAGUUUUUUUAAAAGUUUAUUUUUUGUGACUUUAAAUUUGCCUACAAACAACCCACUUAAUCUAACCCCUGUUUUCUCUUCGACAUGUUUUAGCUCUGGAAUUUAUACUUGCAUCUCAGCUUUUUAAAAGAUUGUGUAUGUAAAUAUAUAAUAUAUUUUUACAUUGUUUAUGCUUUGUUUGCACGCUUUUGGUGUAAAAUUUGGUCCUGUAGUGGGAUGAUGUAAUUCACAGUGGGGUUCAUUUGUGUGUAUCCCAGUGUCUCAUUGUACUAAACUACACUGUAUAACUUGUAUGUGACACCACAGUAAGAGCGGAAAUACAGUUUCCUUUCUCACCAAA